Cynoglossus semilaevis (tongue sole) is the source of this 2143-nucleotide messenger RNA. RefSeq names its product mediator complex subunit 17 (gene med17). The record is from RefSeq and is a predicted model, not a curated record. Gene Ontology annotation, molecular function: transcription coregulator activity. Gene Ontology annotation, biological process: regulation of transcription by RNA polymerase II. NCBI's taxonomy places the organism in Eukaryota, Metazoa, Chordata, Actinopteri, Pleuronectiformes, Cynoglossidae. Gene Ontology annotation, cellular component: core mediator complex; mediator complex. Bases 147 to 2078 code for a protein of 643 amino acids. The transcript is spliced from 13 exons.
GUAAAAUCCUAAAAUGCAUCACAUAACAACAAAACUAAAUAAUAUAUUUACAAAUCAAAACAAGGUUCGGAGUCAAGGCAUUAAUAAACGGUGAAUUAACAGUACAUCCGUACCACAAGGCGGCAGUAAAAUAAACUUUAAUCAUCAUGUCUGGGGUACCAGCUGUGCGAAUCAGCAUUGAAUCCUCCUGCGAGAAGCAGGUUCAGGAAGUAGCCCUAGAUGGGACAGAGACAUAUGUCCCCCCCUUGUCCAUGUCCCAAAAUCUAUCAAAGUUGGCACAAAGGAUCGAUUUCAGUCAAGGAUCUGAUUCAGAGGAAGAUGGGAUUGAAUCCGAACCCAGGGACCGUGAGUGGGUAAAGCAAGAGCCUGAAGAGGAGGACGGCACAGUGAAGUUUCAACCAUCUCUUUGGCCCUGGGACUCAGUGCGUAACAACCUGCGCAGUGCACUGACAGAGAUGUGCGUGCUCUAUGAUGUGCUUAGUGUGGUGAAGGAAAAGAAAUACAUGGCCUUAGACCCAGUCUCUCAGGACCCAUCUGCUGGCAAGACUUCCCAGGUAUUUCAGCUGAUCAGUAAAAAGAAAUCCUUGGCCACGGCAGCGCAGGUUCUCCUUAAAGGAGCGGAGAAGCUGACCAAGUCUGUUGCUGAAAACCAAGAGAACAGGAGGCAGAGAGACUUUAAUUCAGAGCUGUUGCGACUUCGCUCACAGUGGAAACUACGCAAAGUUGGAGACAAGAUUCUUGGGGAUCUGAGCUACCGCAGCGCAGGUUCACUUUUUCUUCACCAUGGUACAUUUGAAGUGAUCAAGAACACAGACAUUGAUCUGGAUAAAAAACUUCCAGAAGAUUACUGCCCUCUUGAUGUCCAGAUCCCCAGUGAUUUAGAGGGUUCUGCUUACAUCAAGGUGUCCAUCCAGAAACAAGCUCCUGACAUUGGAGAUUUGGGAACAGUAAACCUGUUCAGGAGAAGUCCAAAACCCAAAACUGGUACACAGCCUUGGCAUGUGAAGCUAGAAGCAGCACAGAAUGUUCUGCUCUGCAAAGAGAUCUUUGCACAACUGUCGAGGGAAGCUGUUCAAAUAAAAUCUCAGAUUCCUCACAUUGUUGUGAAGAAUCAAAUCAUCUCACAACCAUUUCCAGGUCUGCAGCUCUCAAUCUCACUGUGCCAUUCAACUGGAGAAAAAAAGAACCAGCGGGCAUCUCCAGACAAAACCAAGCCAGAUGAUCAUCUAUAUGUCCUCGAACACAACCUGCAUCAAAUGAUGCGAGAGUUCCACAAGCAGCAGCUCAGUUCUAUAGUGAUGCCCCAUCCCGCCAGCGCUCCUUUUGGUCACAAACGCCUACGUCUGGCAGGGCCGCUGGCCUACGACAAAGCAGAGAUUUCCAGCCUGCAGCAGAGUGAAGGGCUGCUGGAGAAGAUCAUAAAACAGGCCAAACACAUCUUCCUACGCAGCAGAACGGCUCGGACUAUUGACAGCCUGGCCAGUCGGAUUGAAGACCCCCAGAUUCAGGCUCACUGGUCUAAUAUCAACGAUGUUUACGAGUCCAGCCUCAAGGUGCUGAUCACAUCUCAGGGCUAUGAGCAGAACUGCAAGUCCAUCCAGCUGCAGAUGAACAUUGGUGUGGAGCAGAUCAGAGUUGUCCACAGAGACGGUCGUGUCAUCAUACUGUCACACCAGGAACAAGAGCUACAGGACUUCUUCCUCUCACAGAUGUCCCAGCAUCAGGUCCAUGCCGUCCAGCAGUUAGCGAAGGUAAUGGGAUGGCACGUUCUCAGCUUCAGUAAUCACGUCGGCCUGGGCCCGGUGGAGAGCAUUGGAAACGCUUCUGCUGUCACUGUCGCCUCCCCCAACGGAGAGUACGCCAUCUCAGUGCGUAAUGGCCCUGAGAGCGGCUGCAAAGUCCUGGUUCAGUUCCCACGCAGCCAGACCAAAGAACUACCGAAGAGUGACGUGAUCCAGGACGCCAAGUGGAGUCACCUGAGAGGUCCCUAUAAGGAGGUGCACUGGAGCAAGAUGGAGGGACGGAACUUUGUCUACAAGAUGGAGCUCCUCAUGGCUGCUCUGACUCCCUGUCCUUGAUUUGCUGUGUAUUUUCACACAAGUGUAAAUGGAACAGAAGAUUAUAAUAAAACCAUUUUUUUUAA